AUGAAGUGGCUGCUGUUGCUCAGCUUGCUGGCGCUCUCUGAGUGUGUCAUCGUCAAGGUUCCCCUCUUCAAGAAGAAGUCCUUGAGGCAGAACCUGAUCGAGCAUGGCCUCCUGGAGGACUUCCUGAAGACGCACAGCCUCAACCCAGCCAGCAAGUAUUUCCCCAAUCAGGAUGCCACCAUGAUAGCGGCCCAGCCCCUGGAGAACUACAUGGAUAUGGAGUACUUCGGCACCAUCGGCAUCGGCACUCCCCCUCAGGAGUUCACCGUCAUCUUCGAUACCGGCUCCUCCAACCUGUGGGUGCCCUCGGUCUACUGCAACAGUCCCGCCUGCGCCAACCACAACCGCUUCAACCCUCAGCAGUCCUCCACCUACCAGGCCACCAGCCAGCCCGUCUCCAUCGCCUAUGGCACCGGCAGCAUGACAGGCAUCCUGGGAUACGACACCGUCCAGGUCGGAGGCGUCGCAGACACCAACCAGAUCUUCGGCCUGAGCGAGACCGAGCCCGGCUCUUUCCUGUACUACGCCCCCUUCGACGGCAUCCUGGGUCUGGCCUACCCCCAGAUCUCGGCCUCCGGGGCCACACCCGUCUUUGACAACAUGUGGAAUGAGGGUCUGGUGUCCCAGGAUCUCUUCUCAGUCUACCUGAGCGGCAAUGACCAGAGUGGCAGCGUGGUGAUGUUUGGUGGCAUCGAUUCUUCUUACUACACUGGAAAUCUGAACUGGGUGCCCGUCUCUGUCGAGGGCUACUGGCAGAUCACCGUGGACAGCAUUACCAUGAAUGGGGAGUCCAUCGCUUGUAAUGGCGGCUGCGAAGCCAUCGUUGACACAGGCACCUCUCUGCUGUCCGGCCCAACCAACGCCAUUGCCAACAUCCAGAACGACAUUGGAGCCAGCCAGAACUCCUACGGCCAGAUGGUGAUCAGCUGCUCAGCCAUCAACGAACUGCCCGACAUCGUCUUCACCAUCAACGGCUACGAGUACCCUCUGCCUGCCAGCGCCUACAUCCUGCAGAACCAGCAGGGCUGUGUCAGCGGCCUGCAGGGCAUGAACCUCCCCACCUCCUCCGGAGAGCUCUGGAUCCUGGGUGACGUCUUCAUCCGCCAGUACUUUGCCGUGUUCGACAGGGCCAACAACCAGGUCGGCCUGGCCCCCGUGGCCUAA
Molecule: messenger RNA, 1164 nt
Organism: Suricata suricatta (meerkat)
Lineage: Eukaryota; Metazoa; Chordata; Mammalia; Carnivora; Herpestidae
Product: pepsin A
Exons: 9
Coding region: 1-1164 (387 amino acids)
Biological process (GO): proteolysis
Molecular function (GO): aspartic-type endopeptidase activity
Source: RefSeq, a predicted model, not a curated record